Geodia barretti is the source of this 264-nucleotide messenger RNA. The record is from the annotation of a GenBank genome assembly. Lineage: Eukaryota; Metazoa; Porifera; Demospongiae; Tetractinellida; Geodiidae.
AUGCGGCACGGACCGGACGCCGAUGCCACUGCGCUGGCGACCCUUAAACUCACGCCGAACGCGCUGGUAUACGACCUCGUGUAUAAUCCCAUGCUGACGCCAUUACUGGCAUCUGCACAACGUGCUGGCGCCGCCGUGCUGGGUGGGUUAUCAAUGCUUGUGUAUCAGGGAGCGGCGGCGUUCGAGAUCUGGUUUGAUCAGCCGGCGCCGGUUGAUGUGAUGACCCGUACCGCGACGGAGGCAAUGCAGGCACGCGAGUCGUAG